UCGACGGGGAGCUGGUACGUGUCGUUGCGCGCUAACUGUCGUUAGCAGGUCGGCGAGAGCCGCCUUGCUACUGUAGUUCAUUGUUGGGAGAGAGGCAACAGCAGAAUGCUACUGUUAGCUGGGUUAGCAUGCUUUAGGGUUUUGUGGAGUGGUUGCCUGUGUUUUUCCACCGCGUAGCCCUGAAUAAGGUUUAUUUUUUUCUGUCAUUAGCCAAAGCUUGAAGUCGUGUCCCAAUUCGCAACAUGUGUUCCUGUUUGUGUAGUUGCUCAAACGUUUUAUUUGUUGACCUGAGUGGCACCUGUCACUGGGUAACAACAUAACAAUUUGUUUUCCUCUGGGAGUGUUUUUCAUUCUCCUUUUUUUUUUUUAAACAGGGGUAUCUCUGGUGUAUAGAAUUUGAUGGUUUUCUGCUGUUUUACAUACAGCUGAGAAGGAAAUGACAGAACGGCAAAAAUAAGGAAGCUACACUUAUUGGCAUUACUGUAAACUUUGAUGUUUCCAUGGUAACUGGAGGGUAUUCCAGCUGUCAGUGGGUCUUGGAUCGGGUCAUCUGUGCACCACCACGGCCUCCCCAGCAGCAAUCAUCCUAUGUAAAGCUGAACUCAAAUUGUCCCUGCAGAGGUUGUUGGCACCAUGGGGCUGGAUUUUGAUGUGAAGACAUUCUGUCACAAUCUUCGGGCCACAAAGCCGCCAUACGAGUGUCCCGUGGAGACGUGUCGUAAGGUCUACAAGAGUUACAGCGGCAUAGAAUAUCACCUCUACCACUACGACCAUGACAACCCGACCCCAGCUCCAGCUGUGCCGCAGAAAAAGAGGAAGGGCCGCCCUCCUCGUGCCUCGCUGACUGCCUCGGGGGACACGGACGACGGCGGGGGCAACGGAUGCGGAGGACUGGGUCCUGAAACAAACGCACCUGGAAGCCCCAACCGGUCGGAGCACUCUCACUCUCCGGGGAGGGAGACUAUGACCUACGCCCAGGCCCAGCGCAUGGUGGAGCUGGAGAUUCAGGGACGCGUUCACCGCAUCAGCAUCUUUGAGAACAUCGAUGUGGUGUCGGAGGAGGACAGCGACGCCGAGGACGCGCCGGCGUCCGGAACCGGCAGCUUCGGAGGAGGGGUGUGCAACGGCAGCGACAGUGGAGCCGGAGGCAGCGAAGUUGGAGGAAGCGGUAAAGACCGUUCUGAUAUGCCGUCCUCUAACGGCGGCAAAGCUACGCCGAAGACGGGGAAGCACAAGAGUAAAGAUAAGAAGAAAGACGGUUCAUCUCAUCAUCACAACCCGCAGUCCGGUCUUGCUGUCAAGCUUCCAGAAGCCGUGUUUAGAGAACUGGACCAAGAGCGACCCGAUGCCCCUCCUCGGACUUUAUCCUACUACAGGUACAUCGAGAAGUCUGUGGAAGAGCUGGACGAAGAGGUGGAGUACGACAUGGACGAGGAGGACUACAUCUGGCUCGGCAUCAUGAACGACAAGCGGCGGCGUGACGGCGUGACGCCGAUCCCCCAGGAGGUCUUUGAAUACCUCAUGGACCGCUUAGAAAAAGAGUCCUACUUUGAGAGCCACAACAAGGCAGACCCCAGUACGCUGAUCGACGAGGAUGCCGUCUGCUGCAUCUGCAAUGACGGCGAGUGUCAGAACAGCAACGUCAUCCUGUUUUGCGACAUGUGCAACCUGGCGGUGCACCAGGAGUGCUACGGCGUUCCCUACAUCCCAGAGGGUCAGUGGUUGUGCCGGCGCUGCCUCCAGUCGCCGAGUAGAGCGGUGGACUGUGCUCUCUGUCCUAACAAGGGCGGCGCUUUCAAACAGACGGAUGACGGACGCUGGGCCCACGUCGUCUGCGCCCUUUGGAUCCCCGAGGUCUGCUUUGCAAACACCGUCUUCCUUGAGCCGAUUGAUAGUAUCGAGCACAUCCCUCCGGCCCGGUGGAAGCUCACCUGCUACAUCUGUAAGCAGCGCGGCUCCGGCGCCUGCAUCCAGUGCCACAAAGCCAACUGCUACACCGCCUUCCACGUCACCUGCGCCCAGCAGGCGGGCCUCUACAUGAAGAUGGAGCCCGUCAGAGAAACGGGGGCCAACGGCACCUCGUUCAGCGUCCGCAAGACCGCGUACUGCGACAUCCACACGCCGCCGGGGUCGGCCCGGCCUCUCGCCGGGGUGGGCGGGGCCAGCAUGGGGUCGUCGAACAGCGACGGAGAUCUGGAGGACGACGACGAGCCCAGCCUCGGCCAGGACGAGGACUCGAAGGGCUGGAGCUCCGAGCGGUCCAAGAGGGCAAAGGCCAAAUCCAGGCUGAAGAUGAAAAGGGCGAGGAAGAUCUUGGCAGAGAGAAGAGCCGCCGCACCAGUGGUGUCUGUGCCCUGCAUACCUCCCCACCGACUCAGCAAAAUCACAAGUAACCUGACGGUACCCAGGAAAAGCCAGUUCAUGCAACGACUCCACAGCUACUGGACGCUGAAGAGGCAAAGUCGCAACGGUGUUCCCCUCCUUCGGCGGCUUCAGACCCACCUGCCCUCUCAGCGCCACGUCGACCCGCAUCCACCGCCUCCCUCAACGCAGCCUCCGCCUAGGGACAACGAGGAGAAGCAGACUGCGUUAAAGGAGCAGCUGAAGGCGUGGCAAAGACUGAGGCAUGACCUGGAGAGAGCCAGGCUGCUGGUGGAGCUCAUUCGCAAGAGGGAGAAACUCAAGAGGGAGACGAUUAAAGUGCAGCAGAUGGCGCUGGAGAUGCAGCUGACUCCCUUCCUGGUGCUUCUCAGGAGUACGCUGGAGCAGUUACAGGAAAGAGACACAAACAACUUUUUCACCGAGCCCGUUCCCCUUGAAGAGGUGCCAGACUAUCUGGAGCACAUUGACACUCCUAUGGACUUCCAGACCAUGUGGAACCUGCUGGAGUCCCAUCGCUACCUCACCUUCGAGGCCUUCGAGGCCGACUUUGGCCUCAUCGUCAACAACUGCCUCAAGUACAACGCCAAGGACACGGUGUUUUACCGCGCCGCCCUGCGGCUCAGGGAGAUGGGCGCCGUUGUCCUCAGAGCGGCCAGGCGCCAGGCCGAGCGGAUCGGCUUCGAUUAUGAGACCGGCAUGCAUCUGUAUCGCGAAUCGAGCCCGGAGCACCAACGUGAGCCUGAGAGAGACCGAGAGCGGGAGCGGGAGAGGGAGAGGGACCAGGACAGGGACUUGGACAGGCAUUUGUCCUCUAACGAAGAUGACCUGCUCCUGCCAGAGAACAGGCGACGGCUGCCGCUGGACGAGCAGCUGCAUUACCUGCAGGCGCGCCUUGAUGAGGUCAGCUCGGGCAAGCACAGCAUUGGCCAGUCUCGCCGAGCCAAAGCCCUGAAAAAGGAGAUCAGCGUGAUCAGGAGGAAGCUGGCGCACCAGCGGGAGGGAGGCUCCAUCAUGGGGGGCCGCGAGUCGGCGGGAGAUCGGAGCUCUUCUCUCCCUCAUCACUCUUCGUCGGCGGGGCACCAUGACGAGGGGGGGGAGAGCAGCAGCCAGGAGAUCGGCGGGAAGGCUCCCGAGGUUGGCCGGCGGACUUCUGUGCUUUUCUCCAAGAAGAACCCCAAAAUGGCCGGACCUCCCAAAAGGCCGGGACGCCCGCCGAAGAAACGGGACAUGGGCUACGCCGGGCCCGGGGUGAGCCAAAGCCCCAUCGGCCCCCCGCAGCUCCCCCUGCUGUCGACGGGCAGGCAGAGGAAGAGGCCCCGCAGCCCCCGCAGCACCUCCAGCUCUGACAGCGACAGCGACAACGACGACCUGCUGCCAGGUCUACCGAGCAACGGCUUUGAUACGGGGAACCAACCCGUAACCGAAAGCUUCCGCGUGUACAGAAGCGAGUCUCGCCUGCCUCGCUCCAGCUCGGACUCUGAGUCCACCACCAGCAGCAGCAGCAGCGCGGCCUCCGACAGGACCAGCACAACGCCCUCGAAGCAGGGCAGAGGAAAGGCGUCGUUCUCUCGUUCCACCUUCCACGAGGACAGCAGUGAGGAAACGUCUGGCACAGAAAACGAGUCCUACUCAGUCGGAGGGUCCCGGGGCGUUUCGCACCUGGUGCGCGGCCGGGACCGGUCCGGCUGCUGGAUGACAUCUGACGACUACUCCUCUCUGGAAGCUCUGGAUCUGGUCUGGGCCAAGUGCAGAGGUUAUCCUUCGUAUCCUGCGCUGAUCAUCGACCCAAAGAUGCCCAGGGAGGGCGUGUUCCACCGGGGAGUCCCGAUCCCAGUACCUCCUUUAGACGUGCUGAAACUUGGCGAGCAAAUGACCCAGGAGGCCAGGGAGCACCUGUUCCUCGUCCUCUUCUUUGACAACAAAAGAACUUGGCAGUGGCUGCCUCGCUCCAAGCUGGUGCCGCUGGGUGUGGACCAGGAACUGGACAAGGAGAAGAUGCUUGAGGGCAGGAAAUCCAACAUUCGUAAAUCCGUGUCGGUGGCCUACAGUCGUGCCAUGCAGCACCGCAGCAAAGUCCAGGGGGACCCCAGCAGCGAGACCAGCGACAGUGACUGAAUGCAAAGCGACGUGAAGUCUAAUUCUGCAGAAAAAUGUGGAUUCCACGCAUCAUUCAGGGCAGCACGGCCCUACGUCAUAGAUUACACGAAACAGAGCAAGCAGGAAAAUUAGUAGGGAGGAAAAGCCUCGCUGCUUUGGCCCCAAAAUAUACACAUUCAGUCACACUAAGCCAUAUUUAAUCAGACGUGUACAAAUAUUGUAUUUAAGAAGAUUGAAAUUAAGGAUAUUGCUAAUGAUGAUGAAAAAGAAGAAAUAUGUUCCAAAUCAUGAGCUGAAAUGUUUAAUGUUUGUCGUCUGUGUACGUUUAAAACACAAAUGAGAUAAUGGUUUACAGGCUUAAAAAGUAAGCAUUGUUUCACAUUAUGAUGGUCCAUACACAAAGUCUGCCUCCCCCCCCCCCCCCCCCCGUCUUUUCUUCACAUACGAGCAUUCAAACAGGUAAAUGCAUGUUUUUAUGUGUAGAUCAAACAAACGCGCCUCCACAAGACAAAAGAAGCACACCUGUGUGUGUGGCGUCUGAGGCGCAGGAAAGAGGGACUGUUGCAGCCUGACUGUGGGCAAAUCAACGUUACUGUAAUUUAUUCAGUGGACUUUUUGACGGCAAGAUCUUUUCAUCACGGACUAGUCUGAGGCACUCCAGCUGCACAACGUAGGCCCUACUGGUGUUUCCAUUUUCUUUUCUUUUCUUCUUUUUUUUACAGUUUUGUAAACGUGUUCCUGUCACGUCGACCUGUAGAGUCAGUCAGUAAUGAGGACUAAACUGAAACACGAUCGCCUCCAUGUCUGUCCUAGUCUCAGGCCGAUGGCUGUAGAACUUUUAUAUAACACAGAUUGCAUAAAAAAAUACAGGUUUAAUAAAAAAAAAUAAUAGUU
This is a messenger RNA of Fundulus heteroclitus (mummichog), 5373 nucleotides long. RefSeq names its product bromodomain and PHD finger containing, 1 (gene brpf1). Gene Ontology annotation, molecular function: protein binding. Gene Ontology annotation, cellular component: MOZ/MORF histone acetyltransferase complex. The transcript has 16 exons. The record is from RefSeq and is a predicted model, not a curated record. Gene Ontology annotation, biological process: regulation of transcription by RNA polymerase II. Bases 634 to 4497 code for a protein of 1287 amino acids. Lineage: Eukaryota; Metazoa; Chordata; Actinopteri; Cyprinodontiformes; Fundulidae.